This is a messenger RNA of Mobula hypostoma (lesser devil ray), 1551 nucleotides long. RefSeq names its product CD5 antigen-like. The transcript has 8 exons. The record is from RefSeq and is a predicted model, not a curated record. Gene Ontology annotation, cellular component: membrane. NCBI's taxonomy places the organism in Eukaryota, Metazoa, Chordata, Chondrichthyes, Myliobatiformes, Myliobatidae. The coding region runs from base 1 to 1551 and encodes 516 amino acids.
AUGUUAGCGGCAGUUUUGAGAAAGCCAGUGGGGCCAGUCAUUCGACAGGCUUCAGGCCCGGUCCCUGUCCGGCUGGUGAACGGGAACAACAUGUGCUCUGGGAGAGUCGAGGUCUAUCAUAACUCUGACUGGGGCACCGUCUGUGGCAGGAGCUGGAACAGGAGUGAGGCGGACGUGGUCUGCAGGGUUUUGAACUGUGGGACGUCUGAGUCGGUAACAACAGAUGCCUCCUACGGAGAGGGCACUGGGAAGAUCUGGCUGGAUGGGGUGAAGUGUAACGGGACAGAGCCUGCUCUCGACCAGUGCGCUGCCAGACCAUGGGGGGUGAAUAACUGCUCCCACGCAGAGGACGCUGGAGUCUCCUGCACAGGUCCAGUCCCCGUCCGGCUAGUGAACGGGAACAACAUGUGCUCUGGGAGAGUCGAGGUCUAUCAUAACUCUGCCUGGGGCACCGUCUGUGGCAGGAGCUGGAACAGGAGUGAGGCGGACGUGGUCUGCAGGGUAUUGAACUGUGGGACGUCUGAGUCGGUAACAACAGAUGCCUCCUACGGAGAGGGCACUGGGAAGAUCUGGCUGGAUGGGGUGAAGUGUAAUGGGACAGAACCUGCUCUCGACCAGUGCCCUGCCAGCCCAUGGGGGGUGAAUAACUGCUCCCACGAAGAGGACGCUGGAGUCUCCUGCACAGGCCCGGUCCCUGUCCGGCUGGUGAACGGGAACAACAUGUGCUCUGGGAGAGUCGAGGUCUAUCAUAACUCUGCCUGGGGCACCGUCUGUGGCAGGAGCUGGAAUACGAUUGCGGCGGACGUGGUCUGCAGGGUGUUGAACUGUGGAAGGUUCCAGUUCAUAACUAGAAAUGCCUCCUACGGAGAGGGCACUGGGAAGAUCUGGCUGGAUGGGGUGAAGUGUAACGGGACAGAACCUGCUCUCGACCAGUGCGCUGCCAGCCCAUGGGGGGUCAAUAACUGCUCCCACGCAGAGGACGCUGGAGUCUCCUGCACAGGUCCGGUCCCCGUCCGGCUGGUGAACGGGAACAACAUGUGCUCUGGGAGAGUCGAGGUCUAUCAUAACUCUGCCUGGGGCACCGUCUGUGGCAGGAGCUGGAAUAGGAGUGAGGCGGACGUGGUCUGCAGGGUGUUGAACUGUGGAACGUCUGAGUCGGUAACAACAGAUGCCUCCUACGGAGAGGGCACUGGGAAGAUCUGGCUGGAUGGGGUGAAGUGUAACGGGACAGAGCCUGCUCUCGACCAGUGCGCUGCCAGACCAUGGGGGGUGAAUGACUGCUCCCACGCAGAGGACGCUGGAGUCUCCUGCACAGGUCAGAUCAGGAACCACUACCAGAAAACCUGCCUGAGCGAUCAAGACCUCCAGAAAAUUCGAAUUGCCGGAGAGGUUGAAUUUACCCUGAUUGGCAGCGAACUUUGUCCAGCCGAUCAGGCAGUCACAAAAGCUUUGGAAAAGCUGAUCGAGACGCUGCUCUUCUCCUUCCCAGGAAACAAAGUCCUGGACGUCCGCAUCAGUCCACAGCGGAACAAUCAGAAGGGUACGAGCUGA